GGCGUGUUCGUAAAUUGAUUUUUUCUAUCGAAGUGAUUUUUUUAUCGAUGCUGGGGUUCGUAAAUUCCAAACAAACGUAUGCAAAAGCAUAUGGAAAGUGAUUUGACAUCUACCAAACAAAUCAAUCGACUGAUGCAUCACCCAAAAAAAUCAAUUUACGAACGUGCCGUAAAUGUCCGGUUUCCGAAUCCACUGUAAAAGGCCUUUCAAAAUACAAAGCAAUAUGAAGAAUGUGUAAACAAUAUCUAUUGUUCGACAAAUUGCGACUACGAAUUGUGAAGACUGGUUUCUCUCUAGGAACAAAAUUUAAAAAAAGUUAAUUACCAUGCCCGAUUGGAACCGUAUAAGACGUAUGAAACGGCAAAUAUUGUGUCGUUUGACCGGAACACAUUCCCGCAAUGAUGCACAAGAAAACGGAAACGGAAAAACCAGGACUCAAAUUAAGGUGGAAACUGGCGAAUCAGGUCUUCCUCGGGCAGCUCUGCCAAGGUUCGUUCCUACUGACGUGAACUAUAAAGACAUGCUGAAUAAGUGGCGGUCAGAAUUCAACAAACGUUAUAACAAGGUGCAGCGAUCGACGGAUGAGGGCUUGAACGAAUAUCAAUUGUUGAGCAUUAUCGGAACAGGUGCCUUUGCAGUUGUGAGACAGGCUCAUCACGCCAAGAGUGAUCAGUUCUACGCUAUGAAAAUACUGUCCAAGGAGAAGAUCCUUCGCAAUAAACAACUGCAGCACACAUUCAACGAGAAACGAAUUCUUCGAAGCAUCCGAUUUCCAUUUAUAGUCGGGUUGGAGAAAGUGUUCAAGGAUAAUUCUUGCAUAUAUCUUCUGAUGCCGUUUAUCUGUGGCGGGGAAUUGUUUUCCUUGUUACGCCAGAAAAAGCGAUUUUCAGAGGAGCAAGCAAAGUUUUAUGCGGCUCAGGUGGUCUUAGCGCUGGAAUAUUUGCACCACCUCAACCUUAUUUAUCGCGAUUUAAAACCGGAAAACAUUCUGAUUGAUACCAGAGGCUACAUCAAACUGACCGAUUUCGGAUUCUGCAAAUACGUAAAGGAUCGAACAUUCACAUUGUGUGGCACUCCGGAAUACUUGGCACCCGAAGUCAUCAAAUCGAAAGGAUACGGCCAUGCCGUUGACUGGUGGUCCUUUGGAGUGUUAAUUUACGAGAUGGUAGCAGGAUAUGCCCCAUUUUUUUCAGCUACCGGUAGCCAAAUGAUGCUUUACGAACAAAUAAUUGAAGGAAAUGUGAGAUUUCCUUCAAUAUUUGGCAACGACUUGCGAAAUUUGGUUUUCAACCUACUUCAAGUGGAUCUUACAAGGCGAUUUGGUAAUUUGAAGAACGGAACCAACGACAUCAAGAAUCAUUCGUGGUUUCGUAAAACCGAUUGGAUUGGUCUGCUAAAUGGUGAAAUUACUGCCCCUUUUGUGCCCGAAGUUUCUGGACCUGGCGAUGUCUCGCAAUUUACAGUGUACGAUGACCAACAUUAUCAACUUUCAAAAAAUUGUUUGUACUCGAGAGAAUUUAUAGAUUUUUAAAUGUUUUUUUUUCGUUUAGUUUUAAAUGUUGUGUAUGGUUGUGUAACCCAAAAUAUUUUAUUUCAACA
Uranotaenia lowii is the source of this 1599-nucleotide messenger RNA. Its product is annotated as cAMP-dependent protein kinase catalytic subunit alpha-like. Lineage: Eukaryota; Metazoa; Arthropoda; Insecta; Diptera; Culicidae. The coding region runs from base 326 to 1531 and encodes 401 amino acids. Gene Ontology annotation, molecular function: ATP binding; cAMP-dependent protein kinase activity. The record is from RefSeq and is a predicted model, not a curated record. The transcript is spliced from 3 exons. Gene Ontology annotation, cellular component: cAMP-dependent protein kinase complex; nucleus. Gene Ontology annotation, biological process: peptidyl-serine phosphorylation.